Striga asiatica is the source of this 432-nucleotide messenger RNA. The record is from the annotation of a GenBank genome assembly. Lineage: Eukaryota; Viridiplantae; Streptophyta; Magnoliopsida; Lamiales; Orobanchaceae.
AUGGCCUUGGAGGAGCGCAAGCGCGCGUUUGCGGAGCGCGAUAUGGCCCUACACCAGCGUGACGCGGCCAUCGCAGAGCGCAACGCGGCCAUUCACGAACGCGACGAAGCCAUCCGCUUGCACCACAGCAGCAACACAGAAGCAACAGUUGUAGACGAGAGCCCUAAGCCACAACAGCACAGGAGAGGGAAGCGCGCAAAGAGGGCUUCUAGCAAGAGGAGCAACUCUGCUGCUUCGGUUUGUAAUAAUUGGGAGGAAGAUGAGCAGGGGUUCGGGAGUGAUGGGAGUGAGUCUUGGAAGGACAAUUUGGGGCUGAAUCAGAUAAAUUUUGACGAGUCUGCAAUGCCUGUGCCUGUUCAACAAUUAAUACAAGAUGCAAUUGAUCCGGAUCGAUUGUGCCAUAUGUUUCCUGGAUGGGGUGCCUGGCUGUGA